Cuscuta epithymum is the source of this 2061-nucleotide messenger RNA. The record is from the annotation of a GenBank genome assembly. NCBI's taxonomy places the organism in Eukaryota, Viridiplantae, Streptophyta, Magnoliopsida, Solanales, Convolvulaceae.
UUAAAAAAAAAUUACUAGUCAAUUUUAAAAAAAAUAACCGCAAUAAUUUUAUUCACCGCCAACAAAGUUUACAAUAUAUUUUGGUGAAUAUUUUCCCCAAAGAUUUCAUUAUCUAAGAAAUCACCAUUUGAACAAAGGCUACAAAAAAAAAACAUACCACAACUUUGAGCAUCGUUGGGAGCUAGAAAUGCGUCCAUACUUUUGGUGUCACUAGUCAUAGUUGACUGUUCCGUAGGUGUAAUUUUAGUUCGCCAAUAAUUCCUUAGAUUGUUGGCUCUAUCCGUCCAAAAUCAACGUGUUGACCGUGUUACUCUCAGGUUGACCUCAUUGAUCAUCUAGCUCCGGGAAUUGACCUGCAGAAUAAUCGCUAAAAGAAACUAAAAAAUAUAUUAGUGGCUCGAGACGCGUCAGACGCUGUCCUAAGGAAUUAUUUCCGGCGUACGGAAAUUUCCCCCAAGAUAUAACGAGCCCUUCGGUUAUAAAACCGGUACCAGAACUAACGAGAAGAAAAUAGUAUAUGAACCCAGUAAUAAAAUUAUGAUUAAGUAUAUUCCCUAGUAUGUGAGGAACAACUUUUGAGAAUUAAAAGCAAAAGAGUAUUAGGAUGGCAGUAUGGCACUUAGAUGAUUUGAUGUUGCAUGUACAAUCUCUCUCGGCAGAAUGAUUCGUGUAUAAGAUUAGUACGUCAUUUUGCAUUGUGCAUCCCCUUCCUCUCUUGCACCAACUCUCUCAUUUCAAUUUCUCUCACACUUAAAAGAAUUGCUCUCUAAAUGUUACGUAGUAAAACGUAACACAACAAGAAUACCAACCGUCUGGACAAUAAUAAAUUGAAGGCCCAUCGUUUUAUUUAUUUAUAAAGAAAGUAAAAACCUCAAAUGUAAUUCUCCAUGACAAAAAACUGAAGCAUUAAGUUAGGUAAAUAACACACGUUCAAAUGCAAAGCUAGUAUUUAAUAUAUGUAGUUAAUAAUUCAUUGAACGUUAUGCAAAAACUAAGUCUUAAUAAUUAAGAUUAGGAAACAUAAAGUUACUCCAAAAAUUUAUUCAUUUGAAAUACUUCAAAAAUUUCCAACAAAUGCAUCGUGACGUAUGUAAAAAAAAGGCCAGAUAAAUUCGAUUAUUGAGUCAUUGAGUGUAUUUCAAUAUUAAACUCCCCAACUCCAUCCCAUAAUUAUGUAUACUUUUUUUUACUCUUUUUUAUUUUUAUGUAUACUUUACACAAUAAUUAUUUAAAAUUUAUUUUACUAAGUGCGUCACUUUUAUUUAGUCAUGUUUGGAUUUCCAGUUAAAGAUUAUAAAUUUUGAUCCAUUAUUUUAACUGGUGUUUGGUCCUUUUCCCUUUCAACAUUUACCCAUCGCUCAUUCUCUUUCUCCAUUGAUAUGCUUCUCACAUUCAAUUUACUUAUCAUGGUAAGAACAGGCAAUGCGGAGGAUAAAUCAACACAAGCCAUCAUGUUACAAGACAAAUCUGACGACUCAAACCUAGUCGUGGUCGCGUUCAGGGGAACAGAGCCUUUCUGCGUUGACGAUUGGCUUACAGAUGCGGACCUUUCCUGGUACAAGAUCGAAGGGGUGGGCAAAGUCCACGGCGGGUUCAUGCGGGCUUUGGGUGUACGGAAGAACAACAUCCGGCCCAACGAGAUAGAAAGAGACCCAGACAUGACCCAGCUCGCUUACUACGAAAUCACGGAGAAGUUGAGAGAAAUUUUUGCCGUCAACAAGGAUGCGAAAUUUUUAGUGACGGGCCACAGCUUAGGAGGGGCAUUGGCGAUUUUAUUCGCGGCGAUUCUGACCAUGGAGGAAGAGGAUGGGCUUUUGGGCCGGCUGGAAGGGGUUUACACUUUCGGGCAGCCCAGAGUGGGGGAUGCGGAGUUCGGCGAUUUCAUGAGGGAGAAGCUACUGAAGAAAUAUGGAGUGCGUUAUUUUAGGUAUGUUUAUGCUAAUGACAUUGUGCCUAGGGUGCCCUACGAUGAUAAGGCUAACUUCUUCAGGCACUUUGGUCCUUGCCUUUACUACAACAGCUUCUACCACGGCAAGGUUCUUGAGGAGGAACCCAACAUGA